AUGUCGGAAAAGCCCAAUUACGUUCUUACCCGGGAUUAUCUCGAUAACAAUCGAUUGAAUCUCCACCACUACCUUAUCACCGAGCUGUUCGGAUACCACAUCCAUCCUGACAUUCCUGUCAAGGACAACAAUAAUCUUCGCAUUGCCGAUGUAGGCACAGGAACUGGGGUCUGGGUAACAGACCUAGCCCGCCGACUGCCGACCUCGGUGCAACUGGAUGCCUUGGACAUCUCAUUCGAUUCGGCUCCCCCUGCGGAAUGGCUUCCGUCAAAUGUCAAAACCUUCAAGUGGGAUGUCAAGCAGGAGAUCCCUGAGGAGCUCGAGGGCGUUUAUGAUAUCGUCCAUAUUCGGCUCUUCAUCUUCGUCCUCCUGGACUCUGAGGUUCAGCCUGUCCUUGAACGGAUUUUGAAACUCCUAAAACCGGGCGGCUACAUCCAGUGGACUGAAGUCGACAUGGGAUCCACUAGAACUGAAAGCGCCAACCCAGCCAACAGCACGGAGGCUUUGACAAAGAUGAUUCGCCUCUCAGAGGGUCGGGAUGAGCGACUACGUCCACGAUGGGUUCCCAGCCUGGCGUCUAAGAUGGCCGCCGCCGGGUACGAGAAUAUCAAGGAGGAUGCCCGCGAUGCGCCUCCCCAUCUAGCCCUGGCGCUGCAUGAUUGCAAUAUCAUGAUCCAUGAGACAUUUGCCCGGAAAUUUAAGAACCCGCAGACAGCUCAAGUGUUGAACGAACUGAUCCCCGAGGUGGAGAAAGAGACCAAAGAGGGUUCCUGUUUGUCGCAUACGAGAUACACUGUCGUGGGAAGAAAGCCUCUCGCGCAGUAA
Messenger RNA from Aspergillus vadensis CBS 113365, 825 nucleotides. RefSeq names its product class I SAM-dependent methyltransferase. Bases 1 to 825 code for a protein of 274 amino acids. The record is from RefSeq and is a predicted model, not a curated record. The transcript is spliced from 4 exons. Lineage: Eukaryota; Fungi; Ascomycota; Eurotiomycetes; Eurotiales; Aspergillaceae.